AUGUUGUUGGAGUCUUAUUUCUGUGCAUUGGUAGUGGCUCUAUCUAUCCCUAUCUUGGUCGUACUUUUGCGAAUACUACAAGUUUCACCGUUUACACAAUUGCCCAAGCACCUCAAGGAGAGGAAAUCUAUUCAACUGCUUAACAACAAGCAUGUGUCAAUUUUCUUGGGUUCUGGUGGCCACACAGGAGAGAUGAUGAGACUUUUAUCCAGGAUGAAUUUGGCCAGUUUUGAUAGGACUUGGAUCUACUCCUCAGGAGACACCGCAUCGCAGUGUCGUGCUCAUAGCGAUGAAGAAGAGCGAUACGGCAACCGUCGUGGCCACUAUAUACAAAUCCCUAGAGCAAGAAAUGUGGGUCAAUCUUAUAUCUCCUCAAUUGCAACAACGCUAUUUUCAAUGGCUGUGUCGGCUAUUAAGCUAGUACGACACAAUCCCGAUGUGAUUCUUUUCAACGGACCCGGUACGUGCAUACCAAUUGCCUACAUGUUAUUCGUAUUUAAAUUGGUGGGUCUCAACCGUACGAAAAUCAUCUACAUCGAGAGUCUAGCUAGAGUAAAAACAUUGAGCCUCAGUGGGAGACUAAUAAUGCCGAUAACAGACAGGUGCAUCGUGCAGUGGGAUGCAUUAUACAAUCAAUAUAGUCGUGCUGAAUUCUACGGCAUGUUGAUGUGA
Lodderomyces parapsilosis is the source of this 672-nucleotide messenger RNA. Its product is annotated as N-acetylglucosaminyldiphosphodolichol N-acetylglucosaminyltransferase anchoring subunit. The coding region runs from base 1 to 672 and encodes 223 amino acids. Gene Ontology annotation, biological process: dolichol-linked oligosaccharide biosynthetic process. Gene Ontology annotation, cellular component: UDP-N-acetylglucosamine transferase complex. NCBI's taxonomy places the organism in Eukaryota, Fungi, Ascomycota, Pichiomycetes, Serinales, Debaryomycetaceae. The record is from RefSeq and is a predicted model, not a curated record. The transcript has a single exon.